AUGAGGAGAGAACUUCAAGGAUUAGAGGGUCUGAAGGCCGCGGAUAACGACCCCACGGCGCCUCCGUACGACUCCCUGCUGGUCUUCGACUACGAGGGCAGCGGCUCCACGGCGGGCUCCCUCAGCUCCCUGCACUCCGGCUCCAGCUGCGAAGACCAGGACUAUGACUACCUCGGUGACUGGGGGCCGCGCUUUCGCAAGCUAGCCGAUCUCUACGGAGGCGGCGACGAUUAG
Messenger RNA from Knipowitschia caucasica, 234 nucleotides. The record is from the annotation of a GenBank genome assembly. Lineage: Eukaryota; Metazoa; Chordata; Actinopteri; Gobiiformes; Gobiidae.